AGGAAAUAUCUCUCAUUUUCUCUUCACCCUCCAAAAAAUUAUGGCUUCUUUCAACCAUUUCUUUUUUUUCUUUGAUUCUAUCCUUUCUCUCAUAGGGUCCUUCAAAGCUUGAAGGACCCUCUCUUUGUUUCCUUUUCAAAGCUUUUAGCUUUGCCUUCUACAUUUCAAGGCAAAGUUAUAUUGUCCCAAGUUUUGAUCUUGGUGUUUUACAUUUUAUAUUUAGAGAGUGUAAAAAUCGUUCCUUGAUCAAUUUCGAGGAGAAGUUGUAUUAUUAUUAUUAUAUAGAGAGAGAGGGCAAUUGUUUCUUGAUCAAAGUGUGGUUGUUUAAUAAGAAAAUAAGAAAAAGAAAUGAAUUGCUUUUCGUGCUUUCAAUCGCAGAAAAGCAAGAAAUCAUUUAGCAAGAGAGAGCACGGUUCUCCUUCUAGUCCUAGAGAAGCUACUGAUUCAAAAUCACCUGAGAAUAAGAAGCAAAAACCUGGAGAGGAAGGAGAAGAACCCAACGUUGAUAAUGAAAAUAUUGCAGCACAAGCAUUCAACUUUCGGGAGAUAUGUACUGCAACAAAGAACUUCCGUCAGGAAUGUCUGUUAGGUGAAGGGGGAUUUGGAAGAGUUUUUAAAGGCACAUUAGCCUCAACAGGACAGGUUGUAGCUGUAAAACAACUUGACAGGAGUGGACUACAAGAGAACAAGGAAUUUCUCGUUGAGGUUCUUAUGUUAAGUCUUUUACACCAUCCAAAUCUUGUUGAACUUGUCGGAUACUGUGCUGAUGGAGAUCAGAGGGUUUUGGUUUAUGAGUUUAUAAAUGGAGGUUCUUUACAACAGCAUCUCCUUGAGUUAGCUUCAGAAACGAAGCCGUUAGAUUGGUUUACCAGAAUGAAGAUAGCAUUUGGUGCUGCUCAAGGUUUAGAGUACUUGCAUGAUAAGGCAAAUCCUCCUGUUAUAUAUGGAGAUAUGAAACCAUCAAACAUCUUGUUGGAUGAAGAAUAUAACCCAAAGCUUUCCGAUUUCGGACUCGUUAAGCUUGGCCCUUCUGGAGACAAGAUGAAUGUACCAUCUAGGCUGAUGGGAACUUAUGGUUAUAGUGCUCCAGAAUAUUCAAGAGGUGGUGAACUAACAUUGAAGUCAGAUGUAUACAGUUUUGGUGUUAUUUUGCUAGAGCUCAUCACUGGAAGGAAAGCCAUAGACACAACGAAACCGAUCGAUGAGCAAAAUUUAGUUGCUUGGGCACAACCCAUAUUUCGGGAUCCAAAAAGGUUUCCUGAUAUGGCAGAUCCACUUCUUAAGAAGAGAUUCCCAGAAAAAGAUUUAAAUCAGGCAGUUGCAAUUGCAGCAAUGUGUCUGCAAGAGGAAGCAGGAGCUCGUCCCUUGAUGAGUGAUGUUGUAACAACUUUAAGUUUUCUUUCUACGUCUUCGGAUGGAAGCAUUCCUUCUCCUCCAAGUCCUUCAACUCCACCUUCAGAGGAAGUAAUUAAUCAUGAGCAAAAAAAACAAGAAGGUGAAGAAAGUUCAUCAGAUGACGAUGACAAGAGUAGCCGGUCAUCAUCAUCAUCAGAUGAUGAUGAUCAUAAAGAAGAUGCUGUUUCUUCAAGCCAUAAGAGCAGCAGAAGAAUGCGAAAUAAAAAUGGUUCUUCAAGCCGCAAGACUGGCAGUGAAUCAAAUUAUGGAAGUGUUACUUCAGGGCAUUUGAGCAGAAGAAACUCGAAGGAUUCUGAUGAAGAAGAAGAAGAAGGAGAAGAGGAGGAAGAAGAAGAAGAAGAAGAAGAAAAAGAAAAAGAUGAAGAAGAAGAAUAGCAUUGAUUCACGCAAUAGAAAUGGAUCAUUUUAGCAUUUCAUCUAUCUAUAAGAGUAGCAGGGAAUUAAAAAUGGAAAGUGUUCUUUAUAGAUCACACCAAUAGCGGGAGAUCAGAGGAGGAACUUUUUUAUUCAUCAAGAUGAUCUCAAUCAGAUCACCAUAACAUCAUCUUCUGCACAUAAACAAAUGAGUCCCUAGCAUAAUUUUUAGGGUGGGAGUUGAAAGAAAAUAUUCUUUUUUGUGGGGGAAAGACUACAGGCGAAAGAUAGAUUUCCAUGGAGGUUCCUUUUCUCUUAAUUAGCUUUUUAUGUAUGUUUAAUUUCAAAACUUUUCGUGUUUUUAAUAUAUGAAACCUCUGUCCAUAUUGAACUGAAGAUGACAUUAUAUUCUUUC
Messenger RNA from Jatropha curcas, 2185 nucleotides. Its product is annotated as Protein kinase superfamily protein. The record is from RefSeq and is a predicted model, not a curated record. NCBI's taxonomy places the organism in Eukaryota, Viridiplantae, Streptophyta, Magnoliopsida, Malpighiales, Euphorbiaceae. Gene Ontology annotation, molecular function: protein kinase activity; ATP binding. Gene Ontology annotation, biological process: protein phosphorylation.